Molecule: messenger RNA, 936 nt
Organism: Sinocyclocheilus rhinocerous
Lineage: Eukaryota; Metazoa; Chordata; Actinopteri; Cypriniformes; Cyprinidae
Gene: ninj2
Product: ninjurin 2
Exons: 4
Coding region: 124-516 (130 amino acids)
Biological process (GO): tissue regeneration; cell adhesion
Cellular component (GO): membrane
Source: RefSeq, a predicted model, not a curated record
GUGCCAUGCAUUUCUUCAAAAGCUUUUACCAGCCUUCCCACUUUCCCUUUCUGAGGAACUCCGAGUGUAUCUCGUCUCUGAUUCAGCCGUUCAGCACCAACGACAGUCGUCUGGGACUCAGCCAUGCCAGCAGCAAGAGGACGUACAGAUCUACAGCCUGCAGAACCUCUCAACAUUAAUCAUUAUGCCACUAAGAAGAGUGUAGCAGAGAGCAUGCUGGAUGUGGCGCUGCUGAUGGCAAACGCCUCUCAGCUGAAAGCUGUCCUGGAGCAGGGCCCCGAGUUCAAGUACUACCUCACUGUCAUCGUCCUCAUCGCCACAUCACUCUUCUUCCAAGUGCUCGCGGGGGCUCUCUUUGUCCACAUGGCACGCAAAAACCUGAAUGACGUGGCCAAUCAGAGGAAGCUGGACAUAAUAAACAAUGUGGCCACUGUGCUGGUGUUUCUCACCGUCAUCAUCAACAUCUUCAUCACCGCUUUUGGAGUGCAGAAGACAGGUCUCUAUCCUAAGCAGUAAACUGUCUGUGAGAUCAUACAGGGUCUCAAUAAUGGUUAUGAUGAAAGUCACAUUCUUCAGUCCAGUCCAAUCAUGAAAGACUUCCUUCUGGGUUUGAUAUUUGUUAUAGGACACAUAAUUAUUUUAUGGUCUUUUUUAUUUAUUUCUACGGAGGGCAUUAUAUUAAAGGGUCUAUAAAACAACAUACAUUUAUCAUAGACUGUCAAGUGAUUUAUAUUACCCAAAGGUAAAACUAUAAUCAAAUAACACAAAUUCAUCAUCUAAUAUGUGUUCUAUACUUCAUACUGUCCCAACUAUUAAUAAAUGUUUAUUAUGAAAUACUCAACUGUUUACCAUCCAGUUUAAAUGAUCUCUGGCACCUUUUCUGUAAAAAAUGUCUAUGGAAUGUCCCCAUAAAACAUGGAAAGCCAACAAAUGUGU